This is a messenger RNA of Pyrgilauda ruficollis (rufous-necked snowfinch), 517 nucleotides long. RefSeq names its product inverted formin-2-like. The coding region runs from base 128 to 517 and encodes 129 amino acids. The transcript has 5 exons. The record is from RefSeq and is a predicted model, not a curated record. NCBI's taxonomy places the organism in Eukaryota, Metazoa, Chordata, Aves, Passeriformes, Passeridae.
AAACCAAAACAACAUUACUCUGCUUCACCAUAUUUUGGAGGAGGUUGAAAAAAAACAUAGAGAUCUCCUGCAGCUUCCCAGAGAUCUUGACUUUGUUUCCAAGGCAGUGGGAAUCCACAUUGACGCCAUGCAGGCCGAGGCAGGUGCCAAUUUGAAGAAACUGCUGGAAAUAGAGAAGCGUUUAUUUUUGUCGACAGAUGAUUUAAAAAUACAGCAUGGAAAAUCUGUGCAAGGCAGCCUCAAUGCUUCAAAGGACCUGCAGAAGGAAUUUGCCACCAUUGAAAAGAAGAAGGAAGAACUUGCAGAUUAUCUUUGUGAAGACCGAAAAAAUUUGUCUUUGGAAGAUGUAUUCAACAUAAUGAAAACCUUCAGAGAGAUCUUCCUCAAGACAUUACAGGAAAAUCAAGAAAGGAAGGAGCAAGCUGCAAAAUCUGAGAAAAGGAAGAAAUGUUUUAAAGGAGAAGAUGCAAAGAGGCUAAAGGGAGAGUAUGGAAAGUGUCAUACAUUUAGCAAUUAA